UUUUUUUUUUUAAACGACUCUGGAUUUACGCAUGCGUCAAACUAUCAAUUAAAACGGCUCCUUGCAUGCGAUUCUUAUGUUUGCAUUGCAUGCCUUUAUUCGUGGAGUGGGGUGUGGAUAUAUUUUUAUAAUGACGAAGUGCGAAAGAGGAAGUUAACAGGUUUAUGCUGCAGCAGGAGGAAACCAUUUUGGUCAGUCGAAACGUGAACUUCUGCACGUACGCUGCCGUAAGACGUCAUACGCAGGCCCCGUGCAAAGCGGCUCCGAAAGAGACGCACGCUCACUUCUCCACAUUGUUGUCCACUCUUAUUCUCUUUCCGUGUGUGUGCGCGUUUGCUUGUUUUUGACAGAGCAGAUGUGCGUUCAAAUGGCUAUUCUCUGCAGCCGCAGCCCAGCCUCAGCUGCCGAACAACAACAACAACAACCUGCCCGUUAAUUGGUCCGGGGCUGCGGCGUGUCGGCUUCUGACGCAACAGGAGCACCUAUCCUGGAGGGGGGCGCGCCGCAACCCUGAGCACUUCAUGUCUUGACUCCUCGGGUGUAUCUCAUCACGACCAGCUCGGUCCUAAUCUGCAGUGCAGGUCACUGUGGCGCUGAAGCAAAGCCCCAGUGAGCGCGUCCCAGCCGCGGCAAUGCUGCCCCCGAAGAACUGCCUGCCGAGGAACUACAGCUGCAUCGCCGGGCUCUUUGGGAGCCUGACUGCGGCCAACCCGAGGCUGGAGGACGGCGAAGAGUAUGACGUGAUGAACGGCUCCUGCGAACCCAUGGAGAGCCCGGUGGUGGACGAGAGACCACGGGGCAGGGAGAUUUUGCUCAAGACCCCGCAGAGCCCGAAUCUCCGCCGGAGGUGCAAAUCGCUCCCGACACCUACGGAGAGAGCAAAGUUGGAGAUCGCACGCAGCAGGAGUCCGAGCAGCCAGAAAAAGGUCCGCUUCGCCGACUCCCUGGGCUUGGAGCUUAUUUCUGUCAAGCACUUCGACGAUGCCGACGACCCGGAGGUGCCUGAGCGCAUUUUGGCGAAACUGCACAAGGGGACGCCCCAUCACCUGAACACAAAGUUCCCCCGGGCUCCCUCGCAGUCCGUGUUUAUGGAGUUGCAGUUCACAAACCCGGGCACGUUACCCGAGUUCGAGCAGAAAGUCAGAGAGGUGAAGGUGCUGCUGGAGACCGUGCAGACGGACGACUUCACCCUCUCUGGCUUCGUGCGCGUCUUGAAUCUGGCCUUCGAGAAGAGCGUGGCGUUGCGCUAUUCCCUGAACAACUGGAUAACCUUCAUGGAGAGCUUGGCCACCUACGUUCCAAACUCGAGCGACGGUGUCACUGACAAGUUCAGCUUCAAGAUUGUCAUGCCCACCUACCUAGACAACGGGGGCACCUUGCAGUUCGCCAUUAAAUACUGUGUCGGCGGGCAGGAAUUCUGGGACAAUAACAGCGGGAACAACUACAAGGUGCGUCGCCACCGCUUAAAGAUGUCGCCACCUCGGGAAUGGGAAAAUGGUUGGAUUCACUUUAUCUGAGCACUGGGCUCCAAUUCCGUGCACCUAACUAGUGCGUUCUCUGCGCGUAAUGAUGUCCGGGUAGACCUUACUGUACGGCUGUAGCCUGUUAAAUAUUUGGACUCAUUUCUUCUGUCAUGAUCAGGCACUCGCAUGUUGCGACAGAACAAAAUGACCCAUGCUAUUUUCCAAACAGCUGCCCUGUUGUGAUAGUACUACAUCGACAGAAAGAGCAUGACAGGGUCCCCACAGGAGUGGAGGAGAGGGGAUGCGGUCUGAUAUUUUUUUUCCUUGCUUAUUUUCUUUGCUUUUUUUUUUUUUUUUUUUUUUUUUUUUUUGCCUUGACGUCAGGGCUCGAUGAAGCUUGGUACCCUUUGGGAGGCCAUGUCAAAACUGUGUAAUAUGCUACUGAAAAAGCCAGCUUCAGGCUUUACUACUGUCGCCAAGAGGCUGUAGCAUUUAGCUGAUGGCGUAGGCUACUAUCGCUUAGAUUUAUCGUUUUGUUUAGCAUGCACAUUGAUUUAAUGGUAAACAGAAAGCAUUGCUGCUUGUCUGGGUCCAGAGUCCCCCCAGUGAUUUUCUUCAGUCUUGGGGGGGGGGGGAAACAUGCACACAUCUGCUGAAACAGAAAUCUAAAAUAAAUAAUAUAACAUAGAUUAUAUAAAUAUAAUAGAUAUUAAUAUAAAAGGGUUAUUUUAUAUACUAAAUAAGUAUAUAAUUUCAUAUGAGAUAAUAUAAAAAAUGCCUUAUUGUAUUUAAAAAGGUUAUACAUUAUUUUUGUGCAAUAUUCUAAAUAUCUGGGGGAAAAGUCUCUUCGUUGUAAAGUGAUGUGGCCAGCCAGCAUUUGUAUGCGGGCCUUCUAUGGAUCUAGCUCAGGAUGGUUUAGUAACUAAGGACUUAAAGUUUUAGCCCACUAUUUUGUGAAUUUUGGCUGUGUAGCUCGAACAGCCAAAGUAACAAUGGCAACUCUACCGUCGGUUUUGGGGUUUUGCAAACAGCACCAGUUUAUUGUUAUUACAUUAAAGCACUUUUUUUUAACGAGACCUUUAUUUUUCAGAUAAAUAAAUGAUGCCAUUAUAGCAAUACACUAGUUCUAAGUGGGCCUUAGUUUGCCAUUGGUUUCUUUUUUGGAACCCAUUCGGGUUAACUGUACAAAACCAAUCUGCAAUACUAAUAGGGCACCAUAUGACGGUGUUUGCUGUGUUUUAAAUGGGUGUUAAGAAAAUAGGGUCAGAUUUAGUAACGCAUCUAGGACAUCAAACCUUCAGACAAUCCCAAUUGGGAUCUGUUAUCAACUCAUUUUGCUACUUUUAUGAGCCCCACAUAUGAAAGCUGGCUGGGUAGGGGUGACAUACUUGGUUAAAAUCUGCUUUUAUGUUCUUAAAUCUACAGCAUUGUUUUUUUUUUUUUUUUUUCAUAUUCUCAUAGAAAAAAAAACAUGAAAGUGUAUUUCUGUCAACCCUGUAUAAUUAGGGUUGUGUUUUUACAGAAAGGGAACCACUUCUGACACUCCAUCUUUGGAUUUGUUGCUUCCACCGAAUGAACUCCUCUAACAUCGUUGUUGUUCCUAUAAGGGAAAUAUAUGCAGAGGCUGUUUAAACAGUUAGGUUUACCUCACUUUAUUUAUGUACUUCCUCCUCUUCAGGUCAGCGGUGAUAAAGGAACAGAUGCUAUUUAUUGUAAUUAUUUUUGCAUUCAAACAAAAGUGUAUUAUUGUACAUUCACAGAUGGAUAUAUUUUAGAUUCUUGAUUGCACUGUUUGCGUUUUUUCCACCGAGCAGUUUUGUCUGUAGACAAAGUAGCUCCUACAGAUGACUGCUUUAAACAGUUUCUGCUGCUGUAAAGGUACUCGACCCUUUCCAGUAAUGGUGUCCUUCCACUUCCCAGGAAUGACCAAAAUACAUUCGACCUUUUCUUUUUCUUCUGCAGCCUGUCUCACUGCAUCUCUGUCAUACUGUAGUCACCAAAUUAUCUCAUAUAUGCCACAAUUUUUUUUUAGACAAAAAUUGGUCCCAAAUAUAUAUUUAUCAUCUAAAUCUAACUUGGUUUUCCCGUGCAGAGUAUGCGCUCAAUGUUUAUAGUGAAACAGACUUGUAAAUAAACUUGAGUUCAGAGACCCACUUUGCUCCUUCCUGUGGAAUGAUAAUGCUUGAAACAACAGGAAGAAGGGGAGGAACAUAUACCGUGCUUUUAAUUCCAGUCCUCUGAGUGUACUCUGAACAUCACCUUGGUUUUUGUUUACAUCCCCAUGGCCCGGGAGGAAAACUUUCCACCGGAAAAGCCCAGAGUGUGGAUGGAGGCUAAAGCCUGUAACCACUUAGUUUGGUUUUGGAGCCGUUCCCACUAUGACUCCAUCAGCGGUGUUUGUCUUCAGUUCUGAAACAUGUCAGCACCACGGUUGGGUCUGAUAAUUGAUUCUGAUGAGGCAUAAGAGAGAUUCAGUGACAUUUGUUGCCGCACAUCUUUUUCUUUCUUUCUAUGUACAUAGCUGUAAUCGUCACAGCUUGUUUGAAUUGCUGUAGAUAUAAAAGGUCUAGUCAUACUACACCGUGAUAUAGCUACUUUAUUAAAGAAUUGGCUAUUUUAUAAGUUGUCCAUCAUCUGCUGGCCAAACUUUAGAUUAUUAUAUUGAAGAUUUCUCCACCCCCUGGCUUAGUUUUCUAUGUUAGAAAAAUCUGGUGAGGUUUCUUAACUUCCAACGACUUAUCACAUUCUCCUUACACUUGUUGCUAAAUUGAAAUACAUGUGUACAACUCGAUUUUAGCUUGGCGUCAUUGUUGUAGGUGCUUCCCAAUCAUAAAGUCAACAAAGAGCCUGUGAUCUCAUUAGCCUUUCACCUGUGUGUGAGCGUCACCAUUUGCAUCAGCGCGCACAGUUAUGUUAAUGUGUAAGUAAACGUGUCAGUAUUUCAUGCUGAAUGUCUUCCAGUUGGUGUUCUGUGUUGCGUGUGUUUUCAAGCAAUCUAAAUCCUAACCGGUUUAAACGGUUUAGUCAUUUGACACUGCAAAAUUAUAAGAAGUUCUCAGAGUCAAUUAACAUAAGGCUAAUUUUAGAAACUCGACAUGUUAUCGGGUUUAGUCUUGCAGGAAUUUUGGAUAUUGGUUGGAUUUGCUGGAUUGUUACUCUGAUAUUAGCCAGAACAUGAGUAGCACGCUUGGGGAAAAAAAGGCAUGUACGCAUUGUUUGGUUGUGCACUGCUCACUAAGUGAGAGAUAUGUAUGUGAAGGUGGAGGCAAGUGAGGAACGAUAGGAGAACGUAUGAGAUCUUGACAGGAGAUAUGGAUAUAUCAAGGCUAAAUAGGCAUUAUAACAUGCACUUCGGUGCUUUUAGCUUUUUGCAUGAAUGACUUAUGAAUGUAGCUAAAACUGAGCAGUCAAAGCAGGUCUAAUGCCGUUAGAGAAAGGAAAGGGUGUUUUUCUCUCUGAAAGUUUCUCCUUGAAAAUAUUUUUCAGCUUUUGGCACAUUGUACUGUCCUUGUCUCUCAUUAAGUUUAAUUUAACAUAAUUUCAUGACUGUGUUUUUUUUUCUGAUCUUCCUGAUUUUGUAUUAACUCGUUAAAAACAAUUUUUUUUAACAUCUAUGUGAGUUUUGUUUCCUUACCCUCUGUGAGAUUUCUCCAUAUUUGCACGUACUGCUGAGACUGUCGUGUUUACGUUUAGCUUGUAAUGUAACUCCAUAUUUUGUUAAAUAAAUGCUUAAUAAAAGCUUUUUGUGAUGGAAAGCAA
This is a messenger RNA of Fundulus heteroclitus (mummichog), 5222 nucleotides long. RefSeq names its product protein phosphatase 1 regulatory subunit 3E. Gene Ontology annotation, cellular component: protein phosphatase type 1 complex. NCBI's taxonomy places the organism in Eukaryota, Metazoa, Chordata, Actinopteri, Cyprinodontiformes, Fundulidae. The record is from RefSeq and is a predicted model, not a curated record. Gene Ontology annotation, molecular function: glycogen binding; protein phosphatase 1 binding. The transcript has a single exon. Gene Ontology annotation, biological process: regulation of glycogen biosynthetic process. Bases 633 to 1517 code for a protein of 294 amino acids.